Messenger RNA from Cyphomyrmex costatus, 1252 nucleotides. RefSeq names its product SET domain containing 8 (gene Set8). The record is from RefSeq and is a predicted model, not a curated record. Lineage: Eukaryota; Metazoa; Arthropoda; Insecta; Hymenoptera; Formicidae. Gene Ontology annotation, molecular function: protein binding; histone H4K20 methyltransferase activity; transcription regulator activity. Gene Ontology annotation, cellular component: polytene chromosome; nucleus. The transcript is spliced from 6 exons. Bases 1 to 963 code for a protein of 320 amino acids. Gene Ontology annotation, biological process: regulation of transcription by RNA polymerase II; regulation of DNA damage response, signal transduction by p53 class mediator.
AUGAAAACAAUCAAGAAACAAUCUGUAUUAGAAACAUGCAAAUCUUCUGUACAUAAAGCUUAUAGUCAAGAUUCAAAUAACGAAGUUACAAAAGGGAAAAGUCUGUUUGUCCAUUAUCUUUUCGAUAAUGCAAAAACUGUUUCACCUUGUAUUCAAGUAAAAGAGGAGAUUACUUAUGUAGAACAAUUCAAAACCGAUGAGACACCGGUAGCUGUUCCAGUUCGUACGCCUUCUACGCCACAUAGAAUAAAGAUGCCAACAGAGGAUUUAGAUGAAGGAGCUACAAUUACUACCAAUACAAAGCAACCUGUGAUUACAUUACUUAGUAAUAGUUCGUUACAAGUUAUAAAGAAGCCGGCUCAACGUGGACGUAAAAAAGGAACAUCUUAUCAGUCUGUCAAUAAUCGUUUAUCAAAGCCACUGAACAAUGAAACAAAUCAUUCAAUCACUGACUACUUUCCAGUACGUCGUAGUGUAAGGAAGAGCAAGAAGGUUGUAUUAGAAGAGAAGCAGCGUGAUCUAGAACAUAAGGUGCUUUGCCAAGUGGAAGAUGGUUUAGAGGUAAAAAAUUUUCCAGGUAAAGGUCGCGGUGUCAUAACGACACGAGAAUUUGCCAAAGGUGAAUUUGUAGUAGAAUAUAUCGGCGAACUGAUCAGUCAGGGGGAGGCAAAGGAGCGUGAAGAGUUGUAUGCACAAGACCAAAAUACUGGAUGCUAUAUGUAUUAUUUUCAACAUCGCAAUCAGCAGUAUUGUGUUGAUGCAACGGCGGAGACUGAUAAACUUGGCAGAUUGGUGAACCAUUCGAGAACCGGCAAUUUAAUUGCGCGAAUUGUUGAGGUCAAUUCAAUACCGCAUCUGGUACUUACGGCAAAGGAGAACAUACCGAUCGGUGUAGAGGUCUCGUAUGAUUACGGAGACCGAAGUCGCGAAUCGAUUCGACAUCAUCCAUGGCUAGCGUUAUAGCAGUUCCAAUUCACUAUUUAUACAACAUCGUGUUACAUUGUACAAAAAUUCAUUUCAUUUAUAUUCCUCCUAUGAAGGAACCAUAUAUCAUGUAUGUUGAAUUUUCUAUGUGGUACAAAUUGUUCACAGCGAGACGCGGUGUAUUAGUGUUCAUUAAUUGAACGAAUUUGCGAGCUUCUACGCUAGUGAACUCCAAAUACUUUUGGACUAGUAAAAGAGAAUUGCAUAUUAAAUUGUUAAUUAUGACAAUUAUCGUUAAAAUAAUUAAUUUCGGAAUUAUGCUUAUUUG